AUGCUGCCUAGAUAUAAAAAAUACCGCUACGAUCUCUCAGCCCCCAAACCGGAUCGUACUCAACGUCGAGAAUGGAGUAGACUUACACGUUCGUGUCAUGAGAAGGAGCCCUGUUCUCCUGAUUUUGCUAGUGAUGGUGGUGAUAUCGACGAUGACAACUGUUCCUCGUCCGAAUGUGAAGAAACGAUCUUAGCAACAGAUCAUGAUGAUCAGGAAAUGCCAAAGGAACAAAGACAAAACGAUAGUAUUGAAAUAAAAGCCCCUUUAUCUGCUAAGCAGCCACCUUCAAACGCCAGUGAUCUUCAAAUGGCAACAAAUUCUAAUCAGCUUGUCAGCAUUGAAAUGCAGGCCUCUCCAANCUCUGAAUGUACAUCUUCAGAAAUGACUGACGUCAUUGACCUUCAGAUCAAUCAGAAUGAUGAGAGCGAAGUUAAUAUGUCAUCGGAUGCUGACACCGCCAUGGAUGCCUUACAGAAAGAAAU
Messenger RNA from Pseudomyrmex gracilis, 482 nucleotides. RefSeq lists its product as uncharacterized. The transcript has 4 exons. The record is from RefSeq and is a predicted model, not a curated record. NCBI's taxonomy places the organism in Eukaryota, Metazoa, Arthropoda, Insecta, Hymenoptera, Formicidae. The annotation marks the transcript as partial.